Molecule: messenger RNA, 2780 nt
Organism: Verticillium dahliae VdLs.17
Lineage: Eukaryota; Fungi; Ascomycota; Sordariomycetes; Glomerellales; Plectosphaerellaceae
Exons: 3
Coding region: 200-2686 (828 amino acids)
Molecular function (GO): crossover junction DNA endonuclease activity; 5'-flap endonuclease activity
Source: RefSeq, a predicted model, not a curated record
AUCGCGACCUUGUCUUUACCCUCACGUGCCUUGCCUGCCCUUAUUCACGAUCACGAAUAUGCUUUCUGAUAUGUAGCGUGUGAAAUUCUGAUCUCAGCUCCUAAGGCUCUUAGAACCACCCAAUUGCGGCAUCAGGGCUCAUCUGUGCUUGGCCAACGUGGUUUGCUUGUCCAGCGAUUCACAGCGACAUACGCAUCAGAUGGGUAUCAAGGGGAUAUACCGCGAACUUGGCCCCGGUCAGAGGAUCUCACUCGCCAAGCUCGCUACCGAGAGCCUGGAGAACACAGGGAGGCCUCUCCGCGUCGCCAUAGACAUUGCUAUAUGGCAAUUUCAAACGCAGGCUGCUAAGGGGGGCACAAAUCCCGCUAUUAGAACACUCUUUUACCGGCUGGUCCGACUUGUUGGGCUUCCUGUGCAACCAGUGUUCGUAUUUGAUGGUCCCAAUAAGCCUAUUUUCAAGAGAAAUAAGCGCUCUGGACGUGGAGAUGGCAUUGCUUCAGCCAUGGCCAAACGUCUUAUUCGCCUCUUUGGCUUCCCCAUUCACCAAGCCCCUGGCGAGGCCGAAGCAGAAUGUGCCCUCCUGCAACAAGAAGGCUUGGUUGACGCUGUUCUCAGCGAAGACGUCGACACUAUCAUGUUCGGCUGCAGCCGAACAUUUCGCAACUGGUCAGCCGAGGGAUCACGGGGAGGAAAAUCGCCAACACAUGUCACUGUUUAUGACACCAACGAGCAGAGCCUGAUUGCCUCUGGACUUGAUCGUCAUGGCAUGGUUCUGGUUGCACUAAUGAGUGGUGGCGACUACCUCCCUGAAGGUGUGCCCGGCUGCGGGUUGAAGCUGGCUUGCGAAGUGGCUCGAGCUGGUUUCGGCAAAAGCUUGUGCAGCCUUAAAGCAGCAGACAAGGCCGGCAUGGAUGAUUGGAGAGCAAAUCUCACCCACGAAUUACGCACCAACGAAAACAAGUUCUUCCGCACGAAGCAUAAAGCCAUUGUCAUACCAGACAACUUCCCCGAUGUCAAAGUCUUGCGAUUUUACACCCACCCAGCAGUCUCGUCGAAGGCAGCUGUGGAGAACCUGUUCGGGUCAGUCGAGUGGUCCAGACCUGUCGACAUUGGCGGACUCAGACGAUUCACCGAUGAGGUUUUUGACUGGACAAAUCGGCCGGGCGCUGUCAAACUGAUAAAAGUGUUGUCCCCAAAUUUGCUUGCUCAGAAACUCUUUGCACGUUACGAUCACACCACGCAGUCGCUCGAAAGCCACAGUCUGGAAUCUUUAGCACGACAAGAAACGGUGCUUGUUCAGCGUAUAUCAGCCAGGAGGAGCCAUUUCAGCACGGACGGCAUCCCGGAGCUCCGAGUCUCCCACGUGCCAGCUGACAUCGUGCCAUUGGAUCUCUCACAAGAGUCAGACGAGGUGGCAGAGACGGGAAGGCAGGGCCUCGCACUCAACAGUGAUGACGAGUUCGAGGUGGUAGUGCCAAGCAACAACGAUGUCGAGGCUAGGAAAACCUUCGACCCGACUGCCGCACAAGCAGUCUGGCUUCCCGAGAGUCUCGUCAAGUUAGGCGUGCCACUCUGCGUUGAGGAUUGGGAGGAGAGGCAGCGAGCCAAGAAAAAUGUGACGACCGCAUCCAACCUGGCGAAGCAAAGGAGGAAGAAGACAGCCGGAAACGACACCAACAAAGCCCCAAAUACACUCGACCAGUGGGUGAAGUCUACCAAAUCCAAGCCUCGAGAGCGUUCUGAAAAGAGCGCUGCCGUACUGCCGGUUUCACAGAGCAUCAGUCACUUCAAACUACCUCAACCACUGCCCUCCAAUAUUACAAAUUUCCGGGGCCUUCUACCUCGGGAACCAGCUACCCCAAAACCACACACGUCGCCGAACCGCCCGCUGGCGUCACUGCCUCGAAGUAAGCCACUCACAUCCAAGACUGCCGGGAAAGCGACCACCAAAGGAAGCACGCAGCUAUCAAAUCCAUGGGCGUUCAGUGGCUCACAGCAUACGCCUAGGACAACCAAGCCUGACGGGCACACAGAGUCGUUUCUUAUCGAAAAUAGCCCCGAAGCUUCGAAAGAUAGGCCAGCUAGUCUGGACGUAAAAUGGAAAGAUGCCUUGAAUGCAGGGAUGAAUAAUGGACCGCAGCGCGAUGGACGGCACUCCCAGUCUUCUGGGGACGAAGGUUUAGGAACUGCGCGGCACAAUGGGGUUUUGGCGAGAGAUAACAGGCUCAGCACACGGGAGACAGACGCUUCUCGGAGCGAGCCCAAAAAGAUGCGACCGUUAAUCACGUCAAAGUGCACAAAUGAGGCAUCUCAGAGCUCAGCACAGCCGGAAGCAGCCUCAUCAGGCAGUGUAGUCAGUCGCGAUGCUACCUCUCCGUCGCGCCACAAACAUGCCGGUCGAAGUCAUAUCAUCAAGCGACCAGCCAGGCCCCACGGUUCGGAGGUGAGGAAAACUCUAGAGGCUAUAUCGUCUGCAACAAGAUCCGCAAGCAAGGUAAAAUUUAUCGCACCACGGAUCAGUGCUUGCGGAUUCUUUAAAGAGGUCGACUUGGACGAUGAUGAGGCUGCGCAACUCAUGGUCCACGACGCCGAACAAAGGGUCGGACACCAGCGGGCAGCGAGCACCCAGCAGAUGAUAUGGAAUCAGAGCCAUGUAGCGGUUAUCGACUUGACCGCGGAGGAUUGAGGCAGGAUAAACAAUAGAAUCGCGAAGCACAGCUGCUUGAUCUGUCUUGGUUUCAAUUCGCAAACGGCAACAGGGUAUCCUUAGCAAUAAAGAA